Molecule: messenger RNA, 193 nt
Organism: Ambispora gerdemannii
Lineage: Eukaryota; Fungi; Glomeromycota; Glomeromycetes; Archaeosporales; Ambisporaceae
Source: the annotation of a GenBank genome assembly
AAGCCCACUUUGAAAAAUGACAGCAAAAAAACUACUUCUGUUGUUCAGAAUGCCAAGCAAAAAAAUGAGAUGAAAUGUUUAAAAUACUCCAGUGGUAAAGUCACCGGUCAUGCUCAAACUUAUUACAGUGAUGGGAUGAAUAAAACUGGCAUAUUAUAUGAUUUAGUAGAGGGAAUGGUGGAAGUAGUAAAAG